AUGCUAGUGGCCAUCUGUGCCAUGGUGGCGUCACAUGAGAGCCCCGCGCCUUCCCAAUCGCCUUCUGAUGCACCUUCCUCCAACUCUCAUGCCUAUUCUGACGACCCGACCUUUGCUAUAGAACUCUCCUCUCUCCAAAGCCCAUCGUUGCGCAACGGCAGUCAUGGUGAGCCGAUCGCAGAUGAAGGCCCGCCUGCCUCCGACUUCGCUCUUAAAGGAGCACCUUCUGCCUGGCGUGAUUCCGCACCUUCAGGCCCUGGCUCCACGGCAGAACACAUCUCACUCUUGAGCGCAUCGUCGCGAGACGACGACUAUCGACGACUAGUCUCGAGUGAAGCGUCACGCGCAUCCGACUCCACGGUUGACAGCGCACCUUCCACAGACUGUGGCGUCGUAUGGCUGCCGUAUACGCUCCGAUGGAGAUUCCUAUUCGCUCUGGCCCUGAUCUCGAUAGCGCUGUGCUUAAUUGUGUCGGCACUUUGCUGGUUGUCUUCGGCAAAACAUGGCUUGGGAACGGAUGACGGGUCCAACGUUAUCCUGCUCGGUUGGAGAUUCUCGCCGACGUUGAUAUGCGUAAUGUACGCGCACCUUGUCGGCAUGGCCUUCAGCGACGUCAAGAAAACGGAACCGUACGCCAGAAUGGCCCGGCCCAGUGGAGCCUCCGCGGAGGCUUCGGUUUUACAAGUCCCGAAACCCUGGUGGUCCGCGUUGAUGGAAGCUUUCUCGAAAAGGAAGAACGCAAGAAGGAUUAACAUACCACUGCUAUGCUCUUCUCUCGCUUUUAUAACCUCCGUUCUGGUCAUUUCACCACUGUCGUUGUCGUUUCUCGUAUCGUUCAACUUCGCACUAGCGCAUGACGCGCAGUUCCAUCGGAUCAUCAUGGACCCCACGCCGUUCCCGCUCACUGCGACCCCGGAGACCUUUUUGCGCACGACGGGCCAGUUAUUCUACAACGUUACUGGAACACCAUGGAUUUCUGGCCAAUAUACCGUGCUGCCUUUUUGGCCUUUGGGAAUGCCCAACGACCCAUUCCUUGAUUCGAACUUCUUCCCUUCCCCCGGAAGUUGGACUGCACCGUCUCGAGUAGUGAAAGUCGAGUAUCCGUGCAAGCGGAUGGAUGUCAGGACAACUUUCGAAAACAAGAGUUUCAUGGCGCCAGGCAACAUCUAUCACGGCAACACGAUCCCUCCUUAUAGCGACUCAUUCACAAUCCUUGUGAACGGAACCUCUAAGAUGGCCACGAUAAGCCUAUCGUUGGCGGACGAUUGUCAAUAUCAGAUCGAUGCUUCCCCUACCCUAGAUAUCAACAGACAAAAAAGCGUGGUAUGGUCCAGAGGUUCCGCCCCUCUUUAUGAUAAGGGCAUGGGUUACCCCCAGGAUCAGCUUCCAUCCAACGACACUGAUUCAUGGCUCUACAUUCCCGGAAAUUCAAGUUAUGUGUUAGAGUUCGGGAGCGGUCCCACUAGCCCAUACCUCAGGUUUAAAGAGUCACCUCAAUGCCAAGAUAAACAGAUCCUCCUCCUAGCUACGCCGAUGCUUACGAACGACGAGCUAUUGCUAUCCAAUUACUCCCCGCGUGCCUGGGCGUGCUCUUCCAAUAUCUCAGUGGCUGACAUUCCGGUCACUCUAUCAAUGUCCGGCACCGUGUCAAACAUCUCAUUCAGCGAGAAGGAAUUUCUUCGGAACCGCAUUCCGAUGGGAGAAGAUAUGCUGAAUACCUCGCAGGUCCACGCCCUAUUCAAUAACCCUCAAUGGGCUUCCUAUUCAGCUAUGUCGUCGUUUUGGUCCCAUCAGUCAGCUAUACCCCUGACGGAAUCCUAUGACGAUGACUUUUCCGCCCUAACUGAUGAUCAGAAUUUGCUGUCAAGAGCCGAGAGCAUUUUUGUUCGCUUUUUCGCUGAGCUACUACAAUCUUCCAUUCUCCAGGAAAACAGUCCGCAACUCAAUGACGUCCAAGGACACAUAGGUUCCUUCGAAAAGCGUAUCGUCGUUGUCCCAAAUAUUGGUAUAACUUUGUCUGUGCUCUUUGCGCUCAACGCCUUCUUACUUCUACUGCUUUCCCGGAAGACUCGCCCUUGCUCUCGGCCGCUCAAUCUGGAAACCAACGCGUCGUCAGUUCUCUCCGUUGCGAGGCUUAUGACCGCGGGCAAACUCGAUAUGGAUCUUUGGCAGACUAUGCCUCUUGCGAAGAGAGAGGUAAUGAGCUCGUCGCUAGUAAACAGAAUCUACCGCACAUCAUUUGCGCAGCUGCUAGAAACAUGUGAUGGAGAUGUUGAAUUACCUGAACCACGAGCGGACAGCUUUGGUGAUGUGAACCACUUCGAUUUGAAGUGGCACCCAAAGCUUCUUCAGAUGCCAUUCAUUGCGAGCCUCAUGAUGCUGCUUGCCUGUUUUUUGAUCGGCAUCGCAGUUUUAUUCUCCUUCGCAAGCGAUGGCCGGCUUUCGCAGUCUGCCUUCGUGUAUGAGACCGGCGUACCUGUGGACAACGAUUCAUCGUUAAGAUUCGCGCCAAUCUCGAUUGUUCCGACACUCUUUGCAGUGCUCAUAGGUCUCUGGUGGAAUGCAAUUGAGCAAUCAGCCUGCUACCUUCAACCCUACAUCAUGCUCACACAGCCGGCGGAGACAGCGAUACGAAAGUUAUCAGGGAGACUAUGCUAUGAGCCGAUGAAUUGGGCAUCAACUUCUCUGAACGCAUUACGAGACAAACAAAUCCUCUUGUUUCUAUUUGUCAUUGGAUGUUUCCUUUGUCAGCUUCUGGCGAUGUCGUCUUCCGCCUUAUUUGAGCGAGAACUUGUCAAUGAGACAAGUUAUGUAUCAUUGAAUCGAACUCUGGAACCUCGGCUGUUACCUGUAGGAAUUGAGGAUCUGGUCGGUGCGAACCGGCUCCCCGACAAUAUCAAUGUCUCCACCGUGGAGCUUGAGCGACAAACAAUGGUAGAUGUGGACCUCUAUUGGAUUGAGCCGCGGGGCUGGAUUCACAGUGCCGUAAAUCAGCUUACUCGCAAUGGCUCCGAGCCUCCCUGGAGUCGUGACGGGUGGAGUUUUACCCCCGUUAACCUCGCUGACGCUGCGCACACUGGAAAUGGAACAAGAAUUUCGAUUGAAACAUCAUCUCUCAGGGGUCGUGUCGAGUGCGUCGCCACCUCUGAGAGCUAUAACAUUAGAAACAUGUCCUCUUGGCUGGGCACAUAUGACCUUACUAAUGAUACCCUAUGGAAUACGUCGUCGAAUCCACCGGGCAUCAUUGAAGGCUACUGGCUCACGUCGAAUGCCUCAUACGCGACUUCGGACUCAAUCUCUCCCUUCUGUCCGGAUAACUCAAGCCGAGCACUUGGGAGAGGAAGAUGGUCCGAUUUUCCAGGUGGAAUCGAAGGCGGCUUCCCCUACCCAUUCUCCCCUUGGCCAUUCCCAUUCACUGUGACCUGGCUAUAUGGUACUGCACAAUCAGGAUUUCUUCCUGCUACAGAGGCUGCGGAUGCUCCCCCCGAUCCACAGAACGAGAAUCUGUAUCCGUUGCGAACAGCAUGCCGGGGAGAAAGCCAGGACGACGGUCCGCAGAACUUUAGCAUGUUUACCAAAGUCCCGUUUUUCUGGUCGACGGAGUGCCAGCCGGUGGUUGAAAUGGCCGACGCACAAGUUAUUGUGGAUUCGGGAGGGCACAUACUUGCGUACGAGAUUCGCAGCAUACCAGAGCCAACGGACGCUCCCUGGAAGGACGCAUUUAGUAUGCAUACGCACAACGCCACUCCUGGUGAUGCAGUAUCUCCACUAGGUCCGUUGAACGUGACCACGAGCUACGGGAUAUUCUUCCUCAGUGCACUCAUUGAAUCACCUGAUAUGGGAUUAGUAACGACACUAAACUAUGCCGAACGCCCUUACUUUAUCCAUGACACUGAAAACCACAUGGACAUGGACCUCAUGACGUACUCCAUGUACAGCCUAGCCAACAAGGACCCCGAGGCCUUCAAGAACGAGACACUCCUCAACGAGCUGAUCAAUAAGGUGUUUCAAACGUUCUUCCAGCACUUCCACACGGACCGCACCGUCGAAGCCACCGUCGAGCGCGAAAUUGAGGUCCUGAAGAUGAACGCUGUCGCGACAUGGCUGUCCAUCGCCAUCCUGGCAUGCCUCAUAGGCACAACACUCGCGUUCUUGAUCAUGCAGCGAAGCUAUCUCCGCCCGCUGCAUAGGAACGUCGAGUGUCUGGCGGAUGUCAUGGUCCUGCUGGCAGGCAGCGAGCGGCUUCUCGCGUUGGUUCGCGAGCGCACACUCGAGGAGCUUCGGGAAGAUAACGAGACGAAGGUGCGGCUGGGUUGGUUCAAGAGGAAAGAUGGGAGCGUGCGGUGGGGGAUUGAGCUUGUGGAGGACGGCCCGGACGCGGUGGAGUGGGUUGAAGUGCCUCGGGAGAUGAAAGGGAAGGCAUAG
This is a messenger RNA of Trematosphaeria pertusa, 4425 nucleotides long. RefSeq lists its product as uncharacterized. Bases 1 to 4425 code for a protein of 1474 amino acids. NCBI's taxonomy places the organism in Eukaryota, Fungi, Ascomycota, Dothideomycetes, Pleosporales, Trematosphaeriaceae. The transcript has 9 exons. The record is from RefSeq and is a predicted model, not a curated record.